Molecule: messenger RNA, 11164 nt
Organism: Poecilia latipinna (sailfin molly)
Lineage: Eukaryota; Metazoa; Chordata; Actinopteri; Cyprinodontiformes; Poeciliidae
Product: matrix-remodeling-associated protein 5-like
Exons: 11
Coding region: 57-8225 (2722 amino acids)
Molecular function (GO): protein binding
Source: RefSeq, a predicted model, not a curated record
CCUGUUUCAUGUUGCCGGUGAUCAUCUCUGUUUAGCUUCUUUCCCCGUGGGUGAAGAUGCAUCAGACUGGGUCUGCACCACUGGCGCUGCUGGCACUUCUGGUGCUCACACUCGAGAUGUCCAGCGGCCAGUCCUGCCCCAGGAGCUGUAACUGCUACCAGGCCAAUGAAGUUCACUGCACCUUCCGAUCACUGCUCAUCGUCCCACCUGGCCUGCCUGCGCAUACGAGACGGAUUAAUUUAGGGUUUAAUAGUAUCAGCAGACUUCAUGACAAAUCUCUGGUUGGGUUAAGGAGAGUAGAGCUCCUGAUGCUCCACAGCAAUAACCUCCAAGAUCUUCCAGAUGGAGUGUUUAAAGAGAUGAAGUCGCUCCAGAUACUCAAGUUGAGCUAUAACAAGCUGAGAGAGAUCUCUUCAUCUCUGACCUUCUCUGGCCUGACAUCACUGCUGCGUCUUUACUUGGAUCACAACCUGCUCCAACACAUCCACCCCCGGGCUCUGCUCCAGCUGCCUAGCCUCAGGCUGCUUCGUCUACAAGGCAACAGGCUGCAUCAGCUGCACCCUCACGCUCUGUGCACGCUCUCCAUCCUGAAUACAUAUUAUUUUUCUACUUUGAGACAUCUAGAUGUUUCCAACAACAGUCUAACUAUCCUGUCUGAAAAGAGUGUGACAACAGCACCUCUGCUGGAGACUCUGGUCCUGCAGGCUAAUCCUUGGAGCUGUGACUGUAGGAUGAACUGGUUUCUCUCAUGGAGUCUUGCUCACCCAGGCUUAUUGAAAUGUCCUGGUGGUCCUCAGUGUCCAGUUUGUGCCUCGCCCCUGUCUCUCCAGGGCCAGAAUUUGCUUGAUCAGGCGACUCUACAUUGCACUUCACCGAUCAUCAGCUUCCCUGGAAAAGAAACACCCUUGGAAUCAGACCAUAGCAAAAUCCAGCCAAGUGAGAAGUUCAGAGAGCCUUUAGGCAAUAUCACCCUGGGUCUUUCUGACCAACAAGGGUACAGCGUUGAUCUGAGUUGUAAAAUUACUCACUCUACCGAUUCCCCAGACGUUACUCCUCCUCCAGAUCUCUCCUGGAGUUCCUCUUUUCCUCUCCCGCUCGCUUUGUCUCUCCCCCUUGACUGCCCUGUUCUGGGACAAAGCUACGAGAAACUUUGGAGGAUUUUGGCUUACUACAGUGAAACCGCAGCUCGCCUUGAGAGGGAGAUCAUGUUAAGUAAAGCUCCGGCAUUGGCCUACCGCUACAGACAGGCACCAGAGACAGAUGGAUAUUAUCACACUGGGAUCAAAGCCUCUGUUAAAGCCCGACCAGAAUGGUUACUACAAUCAGCAAUUAGCAUUCAGCUUGACAGAGCACAGUCUAACAGGCAUAAAGUCCAACUUAUCUACUCAACGAGAGUUUCUGCUCAUCCUGAUCAAACUUUUAAUCCCUCACUGUCUUCCCCUACUUCUCACCCAUGGGUAAUGAUUUUAACUAAUCGCACUAACACAGCAGUUACAGCAGUAGGAGUAGCAGGCAGUAACAUACAGCUGUCUUGCCCUGUUCUUAGUUCUAGUAAUCCCAGUGUCCAAUGGAUUCUUCCAGAUGGAUCUAAACUCAAUACUUCUUCAAGCAGUUUAGAUGGCAGGUUCCAGCUAUCAGCCUCAGGCCUACUAAUACAAAGAGUACAGCUCUCUGAUGGAGGGCUUUACCAUUGUGUUGCCAGAGCUGGAAGAGAUUUCGAUGUCCUUCAAUUACGCCUGGCAGUACAAGAGUCUGCCGUUCCAUAUUCAGGUGAGCUAAGUGGACCCCCGGUCACUGGAACCAUUAGAGAUGCUGUCACUCUGCCCUGCAGGAUAUCUGGUUCACCAGAACCUUUGGCAAGUUGGAUUUUGCCAGAUGGAAAUGUUGUGUGGCAAGGAUUAGCUGUAUCAGGUGGAUUGAAAGUACAUUCAAAUGGAAGUUUGUCUUUACUUGCAUCAACUCUGAAGGAUACAGGAUAUUACCGCUGCAUUGCUGUCAACCAGUAUGGUAGUGACACCAUGUCAAUGCAGCUGAUAUUAAAAGCACAACAUAUUUCUUCCCUUGAGACUUCAUUACCCAGAGGACCUCAAUCAGCUGCUGGCAGGUCAACAAAGAUACCGGUCCCCAAUUUUGGGCAGAUUGAUGAAGGAUCAGGAGAUGAAGAAAAUGAAGAGGAUGAGAAAACCUCCUCUGGUAAAAGAAGAUAUCCAACAUCUCUCCAACCACGCCCAAACAGACAACAUCUAAUAAAGAAGCCACAAAGAUAUGGUCGUGUUAGAGAGGGACAUCUAAAAAGGAUUGGAGGACCUACUUCACCAACUAUGCAGAAGAAACACCGCUUUCAGAACAGACCCAGAGUAACCACAAAGAAACACAGGAUAGACCCUCAGAAAUGGGCUGAUCUCCUGGCAAAAAUUCGUCAAAAGACCGCCAACAGCACCAAUAGUCAAGCAAUUGCUGAAGAAAAAACAACAACUCAACCUAUAUUUGAAGAAAAAGAUGAAGAAAUUAGACAAGGAGGAAAGGGUGACGAUAAAGACAGAAGUAUAUCUCAUGGCUCACAGGAGGAAACAGAAUCUGAAGGGUCUUCAGUUGAUGAUGCUACUGUAAAAGAAGAACAACCACAACCCAUUCAACCUCCUGAUAAGGAUGCACAGAUAAUACAAGCAACACAAACCAUUGCAGAGAUACAUAAUAUGACUGAGCGGCCACACGUGAAUCUAGAAUUUGACAUAAAAACACAGACAGAGAAAGAAAACAAACAAACGGUAACAACAGUGAACCCAGAGACAGAAACAGAGCGUGUCACACUUACUUCAUUAUCAGGAGCAAAUGGAAUAGAAUCAAUUGUGUUGGAUGAGAAAGUACCAAAUCUAAGCCCUAAUAGGACCAGGCCACAAAAUCCUCUACAGGGACUUUUCCCAAAUGCGAUUCCAAACUCCCGACCUCGAAGACCCUGGGACAUCCGCAGGAAGAUUGGACAACGUAGGCGAAUUAACAGGCCAAAGAUCCAGCCUGUACCCUCACAGCAUCCUCGCUCUGACCCGAUAAACUCAAUAAACCAAGCAGUGACACUUAAGUCAAGUCCAGAUAAAAUCACAAAGUUGUUGCCCUUAUCAACUACCACAUUUCCACCUAUUAUGCUGACACUGGGAAACAAUGUUAGGACUAUUACAAAUGGUGUGACUGUGACUCCUGUGUCGCCAACUGUUUCCGACCCUCGUUUUAUUACUAUUUCAAAUUUUGAAUCACCUCCACUCAGUCCCUCCUCUACAGCCCCGCACACAUACACAGACAUGAUGAUUCACUCAGGCAAGAAACAAAUAACUGAGGAGUCUACUUUUAACAGCACACCAGCCCCCACUCAUGCUACCAUUAUCAUUUCAGAGCCGCAUGUGCCAGAACCCGAUAAUAGGACAUUUACACAUGCUGCAUGGGCUCAUACAGCAACACAAACAACCUUAGGCAAACAUGCUGAGAGACCCCCGAGCAAACACAGCAAGGAGUUAGAGAUGAAUGCUUUGGGUGAGUCCCACUUUUCAAUCACUCAUUCUCUCACUGCUCCCUCAGUCCCCAGUGCAUCUUUAACCACCACCAGUGCAGCAAAAAUCAUAACUACUUCUUCAGCUGCUCCCAAGAGAGCUAGUUAUUUUGGCAGCACUAAAAGUACACCAGCCUCUACAACUAAUGAGGACACACUACCCACAACAACCACGGCUGCUAUAAUAAGUCCCACCAUGUCUCUUUCAACCCCCAUUAUCCUUCCAAUAUCCAGCACUCCCAGACAGACUUCAGCUCUGUCCACCUCAAUGACUUCUACAGUCACUUUGCCAACUACUUCCUCUACUAUCUCUUCAACUUUGACCUCAGACACUAAGUUCAGGCCAAUAAUUACAAGGCUAAGCACCACUUCUAAUCCUUCUACCAGCAAAAGCAGUUCUCCAGUUUUGAUAAAUGCAAUCCCUAAAGUGUCCAUUUCCUCUUUUUCUACCACAUCUACUGAUUCUAAAACAACACUUCCAGCUACAACAGAAAGUAUUCUGACCACAACACCUCCAACUACAACAAAACAAUCUACAGUGAAAACUCUUUUUUCCACUACCACCACAACGGAAUUGACAAGUACCAAAGCAAUAACAAGAAACACUAAAGCAACUGGUCAGGUUGACCACCCUGCGAAUGGUCAAAACAGGAGUCAGACACCUACUGAUUGGAAGAACCAUGGAGCUAACACUAUUCCAGAUUCACACAGAAGCAGUUUUCAUCAGCCUUCCCCGUCACUUCCCGCAUCUCCAAAGGUUCCGGUUGUCAGAUCUAAGCCAAGGAUCGCAGACCCUCACAUCCGCACCAUAUCAGUACCGGCAGGCAGCACUGUAAACCUGGUGUGUGAAGCUCAGGGAGAGCCAAAACCUUCAAUCACAUGGACUAAAGUUGCUACAGGAGCGGUGAUGUCAAUCCACUCCAGAGCUCAGCGUUUUGAGGUCUUGCCAAAUGGCACCCUUGUUAUCCAGAAUGUACAAGUGCAGGACAGAGGAACGUAUAUCUGCAGUGCGAGCAGCUUGCUGGGCCAUGACAGGUUGCUCACCACACUAGAAAUCUUGACUCGCCCACCUCAUAUGCAGCUGAUGCUUUACCGGGAAGUUACCAUUCAUCAGGGCAGCCAGGUUCACCUGGAGUGCCAAGCAGAUGGCGUUCCAGCCCCUCUGCUUUCCUGGGUUCUGCCUAAUCGUUCUACCUUAACCUCCUCUGGCACCUUUUCUAAUCGAAUCCAUAUGGACACAAAUGGGACCCUUCACAUCUCAGUAACAUUACCCACUGACCGAGGAGUCUACCGCUGUGUGGCAUCCAACUCAGCUGGUGCAGCCAGCGCCUCAGUGCGUCUCCAUGUGUCCUCGUUGCCCCCGGUUAUUCAGCAACCCAGGGAGGAACACCUGCUUUUUUCUGUAGGUUGGCCUGUUUAUGCUCACUGCUCCGCCCGAGGGGCCCCAACACCAAUUCUGCGCUGGCAAAUUCCAGAUGGGACGCUUGUUCGACCAUCCCAGUUUCUUAAUGGAAACCUCUUUGUCCUGCCAAAUGGGACACUCCAUAUUCGCAAUGUGGGGUCAAAGGACACAGGGAAUUAUGAGUGCACUGCUAGUAAUGCUGUAGGGACUACUAAGAGGACAGUGACAGUAGUGGUUAAAGAUGGGGAGGCAAAAGAUAAAAAAACAUCCAAUUCAUCUUUUUUCAACCAAGUCAGAACAUCGGUAAUCCCAAGCCAAACCUCAGCUGCAUUCAGUCCAAGUAAAUUCUCUCCUGUAAAUCCCUCUGACAGAUCUAAGAACUUGUCAAUCAGCUCAAGCCCUUUUAACUCGUCCUCUAGCUCAUCUCUUGAAAUCAAUAAAACCGUAAAACCUUACCCAUCGCACUUUCCUGACAUCAAAAAAGCAAAUCCCUUCUCUGUUUUCUCACCUUCCAUGGUGCCAACAAAUAACACCAAAGUAUCACCCAGAGGAAACAGCACAAGAGUUGCUUCUUCUUUCCAUACCAGUGGAAAAACCUCGACUGUUUUGCAGCCUCGGCCUGUCUCCCCCUUCACUAAAGCCCACAUUGUCUCUACAUCACCCUCUGCUACUACUGUUAACUAUGAGGGGACUUUGAAUCUUUACUGCUCUGUAAGUGGAAACCCUACCCCAACCAUUGUAUGGAGGACCCCCACCAGAAAGCUUGUGGACAUGCACUACAGUUUUGACCAACGUGUAAAGGUGCAUCCUAAUGGCACGCUGUCAGUGCGGGCAGUAACAGAGAAGGACAGUGGAGACUACCUGUGUAUUGCACGCAACAAGGUUGCUGAUGAUUAUCGAAUUCUGCGUGUGUCUGUGGUCACUAAGUCUCCCAGGAUUGACCCAAAACAGCCAAUCAAUCAGAUGGUGUUCUUUGGAAAACCUCUGAAGGUAGACUGCCAGGCCUCUGGACUGCCUCAUCCAGCUGUGCGUUGGACGUUACCAAAUGGGAACACCGUAAAGAGUGAGCUGUUUCAAGAGGACAGCAGGGGUCAAAGACGGCAACGUACUGUUUUUCACAACGGGACGUUAUUGAUUCCAGCAGUUGGUGAAGGAGAUGAGGGCGAGUAUAUCUGCUACGCAGAGAACCAGGCAGGCCGAGAUACCAUGAAGGUCAUAGUAAAGGCCAUGAAGACAACCCCACCAACGUUCACUAAUGGCAGAGGUCACUAUUUCAUCAAAGUGCAGCAGGGAGAAACUGCUACAAUUCCCUGCAGGGCCACAGGAGAUCCUGCCCCAACAGUUACCUGGUUUUCUCCAUCGUUCAUUGUUAUCCCACAGAGCUUGGGAUCAGGCCUCUCUUCUCAGCGAGUUGUGGUCAUUUCCGAUGGAAGCCUGGAAGUGCAUUCCGCCCAAAAGAUUGACUCUGGAAAUUACACUUGUCGAGCAAGCAACUCAGCUGGGAUAAGGAGCAUGGUGGUGACCUUGGAAGUGGAGACUUCUACCUCUGGAAUUAUAGGACAGGUGGAAAAAGGACAAGGUUGGAGUGUAAAGAAAUCUGAUGGCAAUCACGGAGUCAUUAGUGCAAGAAAAAUCAAUCUUGGAUCUAAUGUUGUAACUGCAAGCAAGAGCAGAAGCAAUAACAGCUAUAGUGAUAAUAAUAGCAGAAAAGUAAACAUAGUUCCUAUUACCAAUCUCAACUCAGUGUUCAGUGGCUCCAAUCCUACUCUAAGAAGUUACAGUCAACAUGAGUUUAAAAGUCCUGUUGGAGGAUUUUCAACACGACGGGGUAAUACUGGGAUAAUGGCUGGGGCAAAUGAGGCACAGAGCACAGGCAUUAAGAUAGACAGUACUGGAUUAAAUAGAAACACACCCAGCAUUCAGAGUAGAAGUGGUAAUGUAGAUCGCAGCCAAAGCACAGGCAGAGAAGAAAGUACUGAAAGGAAUCCUGAGAUGAAUAACAAUGAAGUCAUUGCAGGAAAGAAAAGUAAUGAUGCUAAUACCAGCAGAGACAACAGCAGGUUAACUGUUAUUUCAACAAACGGCCAAAGUAUUAGUGGUAGUUUGUCAGGUAAUGGAGCUGGUACAAGCACUCAAAGAGGACAUGCUUUCAACAGGAACAGUCAUGCAGGGGGAGCUAAUGAUAACAGAAGAAAUAGCGUUUCUUCAAGUAGUAAUUUAGACACACAUCUGGGUGGGGGGAAAAUAGCAAAGCACCGAGCAGUUAAAGGCCAGGCUGUCACUUUGCCAUGCCCAUACCAAGGUUACCCUCCACUUCGUUUGGCCUGGCUUCUUCCUGGAAAUGGCAUGCUGCCGGCUCCUUACUACGGCAGCCGACUCACUGUGCAUCGAAACGGCUCCUUGGAGUUUCGAGAUGUACGGGCGAGUGACGGUGGGAAUUUGGUUUGUGUUGCAAAAACCGAAAGAGGUGACACUUUGAUGCGGGUCCAGCUUGAAGUGUCAGAACCAGUGGUGGAUGUGAGAUCCCAACAAGGCAGAGAAGUGGAAAAUAUACCGCUGACGGGAAAUUUAGAUGCAUCCCAGUCUUUACACACAAGGACAGUAUCGCCUCUGCAGCAUUCACAGAGGGGCCUUGGUGUACCAGACAGGUCUCACUCUAUAAACUCUCCACCUUUCUCAGGCUCAGUCUCCAAACCCACAGUACGCACCAGCACCGCCCCUCUAGUGAGCACCAUUAAUGGAGAGACUCUCCGACUGCAUUGCCCUUCCUCUACAACCAGGGGCUCUGUUUCAUGGACGAUGCCAAGUGGCAAGAUACUAUCCAGAGGUGACAGUAGCGAUCUAGGACGUUAUGUGGUGCAAGAAGAUGGAACACUAGUAAUCAAACAGGUUUCUGUGUUUGAUCGAGGCAGCUACAUCUGCAGGUUUUCCAGUCUUGACUCUUCCUCAGUCUCAGUCACCACAGUUCCUGUCAUCGUCAUCGCCUACCCUCCACGCAUCACAAUCGGUCCCUCCCCUGUCACCUACACUAGAGGCGGUGUUGCUGUGGAGCUGCCCUGCAUGACCAUAGCCACCCCGCGAGCAACAGUUAGUUGGGAAACACCAGACCUGACACAACUGAGUGUGAUGGGUCAGCCUCGUAUUUAUGGCAACCUCUACCUGAGUCCUCAGGGUUCAUUGGUGAUACAAAACCCGACACAUAGGGACACAGGAUUUUACAGGUGCAUCGCCAAAAAUGUAAUCGGAGUGGACAGCAAGGCAACCUACCUGCAUGUUAUGUAACAAGACAAAGCAACUAUAUAAACACUAACCCUUUCAAACUUGAUGCAGAGAAACAGCGUUUAAUGAAAGAAACAUUUGUAUUUCCCUGGUGCCCAAAGGAACUGCAAAGCUCUGUUCCGGACAUACUGCUGUAACUCAAGAACAAAAAAUAUUCAUCAUAUAUGCUUUUGGUGCAUAGAGUUGCAAAUCACGGGAUGUUUCAUGCCGGAACUUGACACAUUUAUUGCACACAAAAAUUAGCUAGAGUGAAAUUCCAGUCAUUAAGGAUAAACAUUCUGCAUGUUUUUGAUGUAAAAACAUCAAAACAUGUAACUCUAAAGGCUGAAUCACCUCUUCAGCAUAUCAUCAAGUUCUACAUAGCUCUGGCACCAAACAUUUCAGUCAAUUUAGUUGUGUUAAACUAGAGAAGCUUACAGAAGACCUGCCACCAAGAAUUAACAUUAAACAUCAAUGUAAUUUUUAAAACUCAGUUUAAUGUGGCAGCGACUUCAAAACUAUCCAAAUGUGUACUUUUAAUCAACUGAGAUAUUUUCCUUCAGGUUUGGCGAAAAAUAGUUGGACUUUUUGCUUAAACUAAAAUGAUUGUGUUGACAAUCUUAACACAGGACAUCUGUGAGGGUAUUUUUGUAUAUAAAAUGCUUAAUCCUUUGGAUGAAGUCAUAGUCAAUUUUGCUCAGUCUCAGACUCUGAGUAUAAUACUCUAUGAUAAAAAAAUCUGUACAAAGGCAGCUUUUAUUUGCUUUAUUAAAUUAUUAUACAUUUGCAUACCAAGGUAUCAUGCACACAAACAUGGAUAUUUUGCAAGGCAUAAAUAUAGUCUGCAAUUGCUGCUGUAUGAACUAAAAGAACAGCAGAGCAGUGAGUUAUUUGCCAGGCAUAGUUUUCAUUGAACACAAAAUGUAGGCUGAAAAACAUGCAGCUUCUGUCACAAGGCUUUUUUAUUUUUUUAUUUUAUUUUAUUUUUUUUGCGGGGCAUGUCAGCAUUUCUAAAAAGAAUUAUUUCAAUUAGAUCAUCAACUCCUGGUAUUCCACUGAGGUAACACAUAUGAGAAACUGUCAAGUGUCUGUUAGAAUGAAUGGUGUAAAAUUUAAAGUGUUCUACUGCACCAAGAAAAGGUACAUUGGUUCUUAAAAGUGGUCACACCUUUAUUAAAAUAGUGGGUUUUUGUUCCGUGAAAAACGAAAGCAUCAAAAGUACUUCUUUAAAAACAUUUUACAAUUGUAAUGUGAGACGUCCAGAUAUUCUUUUGGGGAAAAAGUACAAGACAGGUAAUAUCAAAAAACAUUUUGUUUUGGAAGUGUCCAUAUCCUAAGUUUCACCUUUUGAUCAAAAACAACAUUUACUCUUAUUUUGUUGGAGUUUGUCAGCAUGCUACAUGCUAAGUAAUAUUUUUCCCAUCUGUAUUCAGACAUUUCAUAAAUAAUGAAGACAUUUCUUUUCCACGGCCCUGAUAAUUUAUGGAUCCAUCUAAGAGUGUUCACAUUUAAGACAUCUGAGUAAUUGCUACUUUUUAUUUGUAUUAUUUCCCUCUAAAAGUAUUUGUUUUUUCUAUUGAACAUGAUAUAUGUCACUUUAAUAGAUAGAGGUUUUGAAAUGAUUACUUUAACUUGGAUUUCCAUCAGAGUAUGUGCACUUUUACUUUUACAUUCACUUUACUUCGCCUGUGAAGUCACUGAUAUUUUUUUUCAUACUUAAUGAUUUUUAGAUUAAAGUUGAAUUCCUUAUUUAAUUCAGUUAAAAUAAUGAUCAUUUAAUUUAUUAAGAAAUCAUUUUAGACUGCAUUCAGUUAAUGCCACUGUGACAUUUAGCAUGCAGACGCUAGUGAACUUUUAUCAGAACAGAUGAAGCAGCUGUAUAGUGUGGCAUGAAAUUAAGUAAAUUUUUAUUAGAUUGCUAUUGUGUCAGUUGAAUAGCACUGGGACAAAUUCCAUAACGCUGAUGAAUUUAUGUGCUAUAGAUGACACCUCUAAUUUGUUAAGCAUAAGCAGAAGGAUUUUUCAAUGUAUCCAAACCUUGUGUGGGUGUUUGGAUUAGCUGGAGAUGAUAUUGUUCAGUACAGUGUGAAGCAGCUAGGAAAGAGAUGCUGAAGCAAUAUUUUAUAGGGAUGCAUUUUCUUAUUAUAUUUAAACGUAAGGCAGAUACGUAGUACUUUGACAGGUGUCUAACUUAGAGACCCUUACCUUUCUGUAGCCAUGCUCUGACUCCUUCUGGGAAGCAAGCAAAUGCCAAUCUUUUCAAAAAAAGAGAAACCAAAUACUGCAGAAGUAUAGCUGUGGCCUAAACUUUCUAAUUUGAAGCUCAGCUAGUUUUCUAAAGCUUUAUGACAGCCGCUGAAUAAUACAGAUUGAUUCCUAUAUCCAACUAUAAGGCAUUUUUCUUCUUUUCUUCUCUCUGUUUGCAGAUUGAUGCCAAAUGAACUGUUAUUCUAAGGCUCUGUUUGAUCUUAUGUAAACUUUUUAUUUUUUUUAUUUUAUCAUGUCAAAUGUCACAGAAUAGCACAAAAAAUAAAAACCAUACUUAGAUCUGAUAGGUAAGCUUGACAUGUAGCUGCUUGGUAUUGAAUUUUUAUUUGCUGACUAUAUGUUGAACUACAUGGAUUUGUCGCCAUGGUGCAGAUAUAGCAAAAAGUAACACACAGGGGCUGCUGUAAUGGCGAUCUUGAACAAAUCUGAUGGUGGAGUUUUCAGUGUGAAUAGCUAAAAUUAUGUGUAUAUUUUCAAUAACUUGCAGUAAGUUUGUGCACAAAGUCAGCAGUUUGUGUUUUCUCAGUUCCUUUCUUUAACGUUUCCAUCAUCACAUUAAAUUAUUUGUUUUGUAAAGACUCACUUUAUGUAACAUAUUUUUGUACUAAAUGGAGAUAAUGGUUUUAUUAUGUAUGUUGGAUGUCUUACUAUCCAGCUAUGAAUUCUUGCUUUGUUUUUAACAGGAUUCAUUUUAU